CGCGACGUGUGUGGAAGCGUAAAAAGCGAUCGUACGGUACACAUUUUUUUCUCGGUCUCUAUUUGGUUGCUCGGGCGAUUCUGUGUUGAAAAUAGAUGCAAAUGUGAUGUCAAAAUAGCGCAGUUUGCGUGAUAAAUUUGAUGUGAGCAACUGGAAAAACUGCUUAAAUAUACGCUGGUGGAGUGUUUCGAGGGUAAGGUUAUCCCUUCAGUGAUGAAAAUGUGUCUUUAAGAACGUUGGCAAAUUUUUCUUCGGAGGCGAACAGCAAUUUCAUGGUGAAGUGUGAGUUGGUGUGAGUGUGCGAGCGAGGCCGAGCUUGUUAUACGGAGUAUUGCAUGUGUGUGCGUUGAAUGCUGCUCCCGCUGAAGGAAACGUCUCUUGGUCGGAAGAAAAACAAAAUGUAAAAUCGGAAAAAAACAGAAGGAAGAAAAAAAGUUACUCCAAAAGAGUAAUUGCGAUUUGCUGCCGUGUUGUUUUUUUCUUGUUCAGCGUGAUUUUAUCGUGGUGAAAAGAAUUUGUGGUGUCGAGAGGUGCAACAAAAAUAAACAAGGAUUCAGCCAUCACGAUAACCGUGGCAAGAGGAACAAAAUUUGACCUAUGCUACGAAAACACACCAGAGACAAAUUUGAAUAGGAUGCGAUGGCAACAAGGUUAUCGUCAUUCUGGUUUUCAUGAAUGAAUUUUCUCGUCUCAUCCGAGUGUAGAAACGAAACGAACGAUCGUAGCGAAGGAGCAAUCGCAGAGUAGAAAAUAGCAACAGAAGUAACAUCGCUUUGCGCAAAAGCCCGACCAUUAAUGGCUGCCAGCAAAUGAGUACGAAGGAGAAUACAAAACACUCGUAAAUGAAAUAAAUUAUAUUUACAUUUCGUUUGCAGCUUAUCAGUGCAUUUGAUAACGUGAAAUAAAAACAAUGCGGAAAGUUGAAUCAAUCUGGCAGAAGUGAAGCGAAAAGUUGUAGCUGCUUGCAAUUGGGAAAUUUUUCGCCUGCUCACAACCCCACGUUUGACGACGGCCAAGGCAAAAAUAAGCGCAUCACGCACUACGGCGGCGCACACGCACACAGCACACGUUUUGAAUUCGCUUCCAAGCAGAGAGAGAGAGAGAGAGAGGGAGACCGUGCCGGUGAGUGUGAGCUCAAAGGAUAGUCAGUCCAAGAAAUCAUCACCUGACGGGCAGAUGUCUGAAGGUUUUCGCCGUAACAAACCAAAUAAUCGCCUGUGCUCCGUUGCUGUCGGGCAGUUUGUGGGAAACGGAAAGUGCACGCGGGCAGGAGAAGUGUGUGAGAGAGAGAGGGACGCGUUACGAAAAUAAACCUCUCGGGCGCGAGUGGAGAUAAAAACUCUCAUGGGGGCCAGGCAUAGUCGCCGGCAGCAGCAAGGAAACCGAACACAGACAGAGCAGAGCCAAGCGCAGCAUCCAUCAUCGCUGUCCGUUGUUGGUGGCGGUUCGUCGCGCCAAGGAGAAGAGCUCGUAGGAGCUAACACAGACUCGGCAGACGAUCAAAGUUCUACGAAUAGUAGUUUAGUUAUAACGAUUAGUAUGUUGAAGAUGGAACCGGGCCAGGAGGAGUCAGUCGAGGCUGAGGAGAUGCAACAGUCUGCAUCGUCUCAGCAGGAGCCGAAUGAUGGGUUGGAGUUGUCGCCGUCAGCAGUGCCACCCGCAGUAGUGGAACCCAAAUGUGGAUGUUUCGAAAACAAUAACUGUCCAAUUAGUUUUGUGUCUACGAGUGUUUCUGGCAAUUGCACCGACAGUAAGAGCAACAUCAGAAGAAGUUCCUAUUCAACAAAUGCAGUGCACAAUAACAUUUGUGGCAAUAACAGUAACAAUCAAAACCAAACUUCCACAUCCAACCAGGGCUGUAAUUGUAACAAAACUGAUAGUGUCAACAAUAAUGAACCGAGUAAUGCCAACCCGCUUCCAGCAACCAUGGCAAAUGAUUGUACCAAUAACAAUAAUAACGAUCCGGCAGUAAUCAGUAAUAUCUUCAACAAUCAUCAUCAUCUGCUGCAUCAUCACCAUCAUCAUCAUCAUCACCACCACCACCAUCACAUGCCGUGGACGUCUUCCUUCCUAGCGGUGACUGCUGCUUCCUCCGUUCCAACCACUUCCUGUCCAGUGAGCAUGAUCUGUGAUAGCAAUCCGAGCGCUUCCGUGAGCGGAACCAUGAGCAACAAUGCCAGCGUAUUGAGCCGCACCAUGCAGCAGCACCAACAGCAAUUGCGGCAACAACAGCUGCUAACGACAGCAGCAGCCACCAGUACUGCCGCUGCCAUCUCCUCUCCGGAUCCAGUGAAUCCCAGUUUAAUGGUGACGGCCAGUUCCGUUUGUGAGAUGAGUGAUAAGUUGAGUGAUUUGAAGCUGGAUCAGGCUGCUGAUAGUGGCGGUGGCGGUGGUGGCAGCGGAAUCGCUGAUGGUGGAACAAGUAACAACGACGAACAUCAGGAACAUCCCUUCAUCGUUGGGGAGUGUCCUCGAUGUGCGGUUGCCUCGCAACCUCACGGCCUGUCGGUGGAGAAGGAGGAGAAGAUAUUGAACACGACACUGGGAAGCGAGAAAGAAUCCAUCAAGGCAACUGAGGCUGCUCCAUGCGUGGCUGGAGCCACGUCAACGCCCUCCGCCUCCUGCUGUCGACAGCCGACGACGACUCUGACGACAACGACGUCACCAAAGUCACCGAUGUCAACGACAGCGUCGACUCUGCUCAGUUCGCUCACAUCAUCCGGGAAAAAGUCACGCGUCUGUAAAUGCUGCCGUAGUUCCAAUUGUGCCAAUCAGACGAACAGCAGCGGUAACAGUGGCAACAGCAGUGGAAAAUCAAGUUCCAGUAGUGCAGGCGCAAACAUCGCCCCCACCGGAGCCAAAUCCAAGAAAGGCAACUGGGGUCUCAAGUUCAACUGCGCCAAACUGCGAGGAAACAAAUCGAGCCAAGCUGCAGCAACGUCUGCUGCUGCUCUAUCGGCAACAGUCGCCGAGGCUGCUGGACCUUCAUCUUCCCCCGCUGCCACCUCUUCGAUAAUCGGUGGCGCCUCAAGCCGACUGCUCAAGAGCGAAUCGGAAAAGGCCGACUCAUGUAUAUGCACUUCCUACCGCAGAGUGGAGGACCUUCCCUCGGCUGUUUCUCCCAGCUUCCAUCAGAGCUCGUUGAUGCUUCCACAUCACCACACGUACCAUCAUCAUCACCACCCGGCGCAGCAGCAGGGAGUAGCGACAGCCGGUGGUGUUCCCACAGAUGGUUCCGGUGGAGGUGCUGUUGCCGGAGCUAUCCGAUUCGGUGCCCCUAAUCAGCAGCAGCAGCAGCAGCAGCAGCAGCAGCAACAGCAGCCGCAGCACGCAUUCCUAUUUCGCCCAGCGGCGGCGACCACAGCGGCUGGUGGCAGUCAUCACGAAUAUCACGGACAUCACCAUCCGGGGACCACAACCACCACCAUCAUUCACCGAAUCGAUCGAAGUGCGGCACAAGCGCUCUACGGGAGCCUCGGAGCCGGCGGCCAUCCCUCCGCUAAUUCCGUUAUUGUUGUUUCAGCGCCUGGAAUGUUCGAUAUUUCCAGGUUCAACAGCAGCGAUGAUUUUUCCCUGGAAGAUUGCGAUGAACGGGCUCGGCUCCAGCGGGAGCUGGAGAUCCGUGAGGGGGUUGAUGCUCCUCCAAAUUUCACACCGAGAAGUCUCAUUUCCGGUGGAUCUUUGACCACUACUGGAGCGGGUAGUGGCGCAGCCGGUGGAGCAGCUCCCCCGAAUCAUCAAAUUGCUUUUGUUUGCACUCCCGAUUCUUCGUCGGCACUUAGUUUGCUCCAAAGAGGAUUGCUACUGCCGAACAAUAUUCUUCAUGCCGAGGAAAUGCCACGUAUCCAUUCACAGGUUGAUUUCAUCCAUUGUUUGGUACCAGAUCUGCAGAAGAUAACCAGUUGCUGCUUCUACUGGGGCAAAAUGGACCGGUACGAGGCGGAGAAGUUGCUCGAGGGUAAACCGGAAGGAACUUUCCUGCUGCGUGAUUCAGCCCAGGAAGAGUUCCUGUUUUCGGUUUCCUUCCGGAAGUAUUGUCGUUCCUUGCACGCUCGCAUCGAGCAGUUUAAUCAUAAAUUUAGUUUUGAUUCACACGAUCCCGGAGUAUACACUGCGUCGACGGUGACCGGUCUGUUGGAGCACUACAAAGACCCCUCGUGUGUGAUGUUCUUCGAGCCAAUGCUAACGUGUCCACUGAACAGGAACUUCAGCUUCUCGCUGCAACAGCUGUGUCGGGCGACGAUCGUCAGUCACACGACGUACGACGGAAUCAAUGAGUUGUGUUUGCCGAAAUCGCUGAAAUCCUUCCUUAAGGAGUAUCACUACCGGCAGAGGGUACGAUUCCGACCGCUGGAUGAACAUUUGUACAAUGGCAUCUAGUACCGAGGAAGGGAAAGAGGAGCGACGAGGGAAGAGAGAAGCCUGCGACGACGUGAAAGAGCAAUAAGACAGCGACGAGGCCGAAGCGACAACUAUUGGGCCGGCGUCCUUGAAGUGGACGAUAAUUGGCCUGAUUUGGAGCGACGGGGAUUUGUUGGCAGGGAUCUGGGUCAUUUGAUUGCCGCAGCUAUUGCUCAGGAGCGGGAGGAACGAGAAACUCAGCGGCGCAUCCGCACGGAGAAGAUUAUGAGGAAGUUAUUCUGCUGUUUUAACGGUUGAAAAAAUUGUUCGUGUACGAACUGCGCCGUUAUAUGUAUACUAAAUUAGCCGUAUAUGUGUGUAAAUAGCACUUACCUAUCAUAACUCGAUUAUUCAUUCUUCAUUAUUUAUACAAUUUGUUGUUAUUUAAGUAAUUGUCUAGAACACAGGUAGGCCAGCUGAUUGCUGUAAAAAAUUAAAACACACGCUUUUUAAAUCCUAUGUUAACGUGUUGAACAGUAGCGUUAUUUCAGGAGGAAAGCCCAACAUGAUUUGAUGCACAGUAGUAGUGAUUAGAGAAAACUAUUUCCUUCCUACAUUGAGCGUUCCAGAGUAAACAGUUGUUUUUCGAAAAAGUACAAUAUAUUUAUUCCAUGCAACAAACUCUGUCUGUUUUGGUUUGACAGUAAGAAGUUCUCUAAAUUACUAGAAUGUACUGUUUUGAAAAAUCCUACUUACUCUGGAUCGCACUUUGGAAAUAUUUGUAUCGUGACUGAUUAGGAGAAGAUGUAUACAAAGUAGAAAUUGAGUAGACAGUAGAACAAGCGUGGUAGCAGAAUGUUAGCAAAACACUAGAGAAUCUCAAUGCAAGGCAAGGAGCUUUUAUUGUUGUUUUUUUGUUUAUUCAUUUUUUGUUUUGAAAUAAAACAUAGCUAAAUUAGUAGAACUUUACAAUUACGUUACACACCUUAGCUGCAAAUGUCGAUCCUCCGAUCGAUCUAUUCCACACACGCACCCUGUUGUCACACCACAAUUUCUCCAGUUGACACGGCUCUAGGGUAAUAUAGCACAAGAAAGACACACGUUCCAAGAGAGCAAAAAAUAAAAAUCCACGAACAGGAAACUAUCCCAGUAUUCAAAGCUUUCAUUGCCACAAAUAAAAAAAAACAAUUGGACGGAUGAAAGACGUACAACCAUAAUAUUAAAUAAUGUUUAAAUGAAAUAACUUAUAACUAAAAAUUAAAUUCAAACGUUCACCAGUGGAAAAUCAUGUUAUGCAAACAAAAAACAAAAUAAAAGAAUGGCACUAAGCUGUCGCGGAUGUAAGAGUAAUUAUGACA
Messenger RNA from Toxorhynchites rutilus septentrionalis, 5699 nucleotides. RefSeq names its product probable serine/threonine-protein kinase DDB_G0282963 (gene Socs36E). The coding region runs from base 1345 to 4380 and encodes 1011 amino acids. The transcript has 7 exons. The record is from RefSeq and is a predicted model, not a curated record. NCBI's taxonomy places the organism in Eukaryota, Metazoa, Arthropoda, Insecta, Diptera, Culicidae. Gene Ontology annotation, biological process: phosphatidylinositol phosphate biosynthetic process; intracellular signal transduction. Gene Ontology annotation, molecular function: 1-phosphatidylinositol-3-kinase regulator activity. Gene Ontology annotation, cellular component: phosphatidylinositol 3-kinase complex.